CGGAGGGGCGGUACCGGGGGCGGUGCCGGUAGCACCGGCGGGCGGAGCGGGCGCGGCCAUGGCGCUGAACCUGGCCAAGAACGGGCGGGCGCUGCAGGAGGCCUACGGGAGCGUGGUGGCCGCGGGCAGCCGCACGGACUGGGCUCUCUUCACCUAUGAAGGCAACAGCAAUGACCUGCGAGUGGCUGGCUCUGGAGAUGGGGGGCUGGAGGAGAUGGUGGAGGAGCUCAACAGCGGGAAGGUGAUGUACGGCUUCUGCCGCGUGAAGGAUCCCAACUCGGGGCUGCCCAAAUACGUCCUGGUCAACUGGACGGGGGAAGGUGUCAAUGACGUGCGGAAAGGAGCCUGCGCCAACCACGUCAGCACCGUGGCCAACUUCCUGAAGGGGGCUCACGUCACCAUCAAUGCCCGGGCAGAGGAGGACGUGGAGCCCGAGCUCAUCAUGGAGAAGGUGGCCAAGGCCUCCGGGGCCAACUACAGCUUCCACAAGGAGAGCAGCAAGUUCCAGGACUCGGGGCCCCAGGCUCCCGUGGGCUCUGUGUACCAGAAGACGAACGCGAUGUCUGAGAUCAAGAGGGUCAAUAAGGACAAUUUCUGGGCCAAAGCAGAGAAGGAUGAGGAGAACCGGCGGCUGGAGGAGAAGAGGAGGGCGGAGGAAGAGCGGCAGCGGCUGGAGCGCGAGCGGCGCGAGCGGGAGCUGCAGGAGGCAGCGGGCCGGGAGCAGAUGUUCAAAGCCAGAGCCAGUGAAAUCGAAGCCCAGAAGAGACUGCAGCAGCAGCAGGAGGCUGAGAACAGGGACAGGGAGCAGCAGCAAUGGAAGGAGCGCGCCGAGGAGCGCAGGGGCGUCAGGAGGAGCGAGUCGGUGGAGAAAGCCCAGGAGGCGGCCACGCUGAUCGCGCAGAGAGCCGUCAACCCCCGCGACAUCUUCAAGCAAAGGGAGAGAGCAGGGCCGGGGGACACGGGGGUGCCAGCACAGCCAGGGAAGCUGCGCAGCCCGUUCCUGCAGAAGGAGCUGAACACCGUGCCCAGCCCUGCCUCCGCCAGCCAGGAGCUCUGGGCGUCCCCCCCGGCCUCCCCAGGGCCCGCAGCAGGACGAGACUCUGGGUACAAUUCUGGUGUGCCAGGGUCCCACGUGGAGGAGAAUCUGUACGAGGAGCCUCUGGAGCCCUCAGCCAUCUACGAGGAGCCCCCCCAGGAACAGGUUGACGAUGCCAAAUACGACUACAGGGUGGAAUACCAGGAGCCUCUGGACCUGGCGGGGAAGGGGCUCUGUGCCCGGGCACUCUAUGACUACCAGGCUGCUGAUGACACCGAGAUCUCCUUCGAUCCUGAGAACAUCAUCACCAACAUCGAGAUGAUCGACGAGGGCUGGUGGCGCGGCUACGGCCCUGACGGCCACUUCGGGAUGUUCCCGGCCAACUACGUGGAACUGAUAGAGUAGGGGAGCUGGUGGGGGCUGCUGGGGGGCUCCAGACCCCUGGGACUGCUCCAGGCUCCGAGACCACCCAGCUGCUGCCUGGCUCUUCAAACGACACGUGGCUUUUUCUUCUUCUCCAUUUCUCUCUCUCUCUCAGUGAAGUGCCAUUCCCCAGCCCCCCGGGCGCUGCCCCCGUCCCCCAGAGCUGCCCUUGGGUGGGUGAAGGAAGGGUCCCAUCCCACCUGGGAAGGAGGGCGUGACAAAUCCCUCAUGGGAAUUUUCAGGGAACAAAUUUACCUCCCCCCUUUGCUCCCUCCCACCCCGUGACCUUGGACCUGCUGUAGCCACACUGGAGAAGCCAUUUUCCCAAAUUUUUUUUUUUUUUUGGAAAAGCUCAUCAGAAUAAUUUUGGGAUCCUGCAGGGUCUGACAUGACCAGGGCAGGUGAAUCCCCAGCACCCUGAGCACUCUCAGCUUGCCAGUGUGACCCUGUGUUCUCCCUGCUCUCCCCAUUGUUCCCUCACCCCAAACAUGCUCCGGGGAUUUGAACUGGGAAUGAAAACCUCCCCUGCAGUGCAGCUCCAGCCCGGCCAAGCGUGUGGGACCCCCCUCCCCACCCCCAAACUCACUGUGAACAAGGAAAAGCCCAGCCCAGCCCCUCCCUGGCCGAGUUUCCUGCCCUGGUGUCACUUUAGGAAUAGAAGGAGGGAAAGGGUUGGGGGGUCCCAGCUCACCCACCCCUCCUGCAGGUGCUGGGGGGCUUCUCCAAGGGCCUCCCCCGAGCUCCUCCUUCUCCUUGCUCCCCGGGCCCUCCCCAGCAAGAAUAAAAGGGCUUUUCUUUGGUGA
Taeniopygia guttata (zebra finch) is the source of this 2262-nucleotide messenger RNA. RefSeq names its product drebrin like (gene DBNL). Gene Ontology annotation, cellular component: postsynaptic membrane; lamellipodium; cortical actin cytoskeleton. Gene Ontology annotation, biological process: postsynaptic actin cytoskeleton organization; neuron projection morphogenesis; positive regulation of axon extension. Gene Ontology annotation, molecular function: actin filament binding. Lineage: Eukaryota; Metazoa; Chordata; Aves; Passeriformes; Estrildidae. The record is from RefSeq and is a predicted model, not a curated record.